Dendroctonus ponderosae (mountain pine beetle) is the source of this 1616-nucleotide messenger RNA. RefSeq lists its product as uncharacterized. Gene Ontology annotation, cellular component: extracellular matrix. The coding region runs from base 46 to 1536 and encodes 496 amino acids. NCBI's taxonomy places the organism in Eukaryota, Metazoa, Arthropoda, Insecta, Coleoptera, Curculionidae. The record is from RefSeq and is a predicted model, not a curated record. The transcript has 7 exons.
UUAUCAGUUCAAAUUUCUACUGUUUGGCAGCAUUUGAAACCGAUUAUGUCUCCUCUAAUGGUUCUUUUAGUAGUUUUUGUUGCUACCAAUGCAGCAAUCGCCCAGUAUUAUGGGCAUGGUCAUGAAGAUCAUCAUACUGUUCCCCAUUACCAGUUUGAGUACGGUGUUCAUGAUCCGCAUACUCAUGACAUCAAGGCCCAACAUGAACAUCGGGAUCAUGAUCAUGUUCAAGGCGGCUACACCUUUAAGGAGGCGGAUGGCACGCAAAGAGUGGUCGAAUACACUUCUGGACCUCAUUCAGGAUUCCAGGCCGUGGUUAGAAGAAUCGGACACGCUCAACAUCCAGCUCAUUAUGGAAAACAUGGAUAUGGCGGCAUUGGUGGAACCAGUUAUGUUGAUGUCACUCACUGGGGGCAUGGAUCUGGUCGCACAAAUUCUAUAUAUAUAAGCGUAGACAGUUUCGGUUUCAGUAACAUUUCUCUUCACACUAUACGGUUUGUAACUUACAGUGCAAUGUCGAUAACAUUGAUUCUUUGCGUCUCAUUAGGAGUGAUAGGAGCUUACGGUUCGGUGUUGGUUCCUGGAUAUGAAGCAGGAUCACUUUAUUCUGGAUACCAGGGAGAAUAUGCUGGAAAAUAUGAUAACUAUAAAAAAUCCUACGCUUUCGAAUACGGUGUAUCCGACCCCCAUACCGGUGACCAUAAAUCCCAAUGGGAAACCAAAGACAAAGAAGGCACAGUGAGAGGAAGCUACAGCCUGCUGGAACCUGACGGUACCACCAGAAUUGUAGACUACAUUGCAGACGAACAUGGUUUUAGAGCGGUAGUGAAAAAAGUUGGAGUCCAUGGAACCAGCGUGGAAACUCAUGGAGGAGCUGAACACGAUGUUUCCCCGGUUGCAGUAGCCGCCCCGAUCGACUACCAGCAGACAGUGAUCGAAGAACCGGUGGCCUACAAGAGCUACGAUGGAGGAUACGAAGAUUACAGUGGGCUGAAGGCAAUCGCAGCUGAUGUUUAUACCAAACCCCUGGAAUACAUCUCUGCGCCUAAGGCUGAACUGCUUAUUAAUGUUCCAGAACAGAAGCUGGAAUAUGAAGGUUCUUAUGCGGCAGAAGAGCCACAUCAACCCAAAUUUGCGCUACCUGAAGAAUACUGGAAGCCCGAGUAUAUUCCCGAAGAAAAAUAUGUCCUGCCCCAAGCAUACAGCCAGUCUGGUGCUGGAUACGCUCUUCCAGCCCCUAAGCAGAUUCAGGAAUAUUUGGUUCAACAAUACAAAGCCCCUGAGCAGUAUGUGUCAGCUCCUCAAUACAAAGAGUACACAGUACCUCAAGUGGCCAGAGAAUAUGUUCCUCUGGAACACGCUCCUUACUCAUAUGUACAAGAGCACAGAUAUAACACUCCAAAGGGAAAAGCUAUAUUAGUGGAAGCUCCACAGGUCCACUAUGAGGAGGCUCCCAAACUCAAUUACUACCCUCAAACAGCCAAUGCUUGGCAGCUGAACGAACCUAGCCAAUAUACCUUGAAUGUAGCUUAUUAGGAUCUAGACUGGCACUGAAGACAUUGAUUGUACAUAUUUAUGAUAAUAAGUUAUUUUCAUGAAAACGUUUUAACCCUUAA